AUGUUUGCUCCCAAGCUCCUCGCCGUCGUCUCCCUCCUUUCUGGAGCCGUCUUCGCCGCUCCCGCUCCCGCUCCCGCCGCUGAGCUCACCGAUGCCGACGGCGCGUCCGUUCUUCUCAAGCGUGGCGAGGGAAUUCACCUCAUGAACUGCGAACCUACCAACGGCGCCACCAAUUACAUCUCUGCCGUCGUUUACUGUGCCAACGACGGCAACUGCAACAACCUGUCUUACAGCCACUCCUCCUCCAACGUGUGUGUCAAGAGCACCAGCGGCUCUAGCGGCGCUUAUCACGUCUGGGAGGGCAGCACGCAGUCGUGCACCUUCUCCAGUGGCGUCACUUUCUCCUGGGCCAUUGGAAAAGAAGCUCAGACUUGGCCCGAUUAUACCUAUGUUGGAACUGGAGUCAACGGCUAUAGCACGUUCUCCGGAUACAAGGACGACAAGCAUUACGGCGUCACUUACAACUCCCACAAAUGCCGCAGCAUCUAUUACUACAUCUGA
Messenger RNA from Neurospora tetraspora, 501 nucleotides. RefSeq lists its product as uncharacterized. The record is from RefSeq and is a predicted model, not a curated record. The coding region runs from base 1 to 501 and encodes 166 amino acids. The transcript is spliced from 3 exons. Lineage: Eukaryota; Fungi; Ascomycota; Sordariomycetes; Sordariales; Sordariaceae.